This is a messenger RNA of Oncorhynchus kisutch (coho salmon), 8336 nucleotides long. Its product is annotated as erbin. Gene Ontology annotation, molecular function: protein kinase binding. Lineage: Eukaryota; Metazoa; Chordata; Actinopteri; Salmoniformes; Salmonidae. The record is from RefSeq and is a predicted model, not a curated record. Gene Ontology annotation, cellular component: adherens junction; postsynaptic density; basolateral plasma membrane. Bases 675 to 4961 code for a protein of 1428 amino acids. The transcript is spliced from 27 exons. Gene Ontology annotation, biological process: receptor clustering; neurotransmitter receptor transport, endosome to postsynaptic membrane; neurotransmitter receptor transport postsynaptic membrane to endosome.
CGUACUGGGUCAACGAUACAGCCGCAUACACUGGUGUUGGCUCGGUAGACUGGCCAACUCUGUGUUCUUGCUACAAACGAGAUGUGUGCAUACAUUUUUGAAUGACAAAAAUAACAAGAGAUUAGGACUGAAAACAUUUGGGUGCGUCGUUCUUCUGAAGAAAGGAUUCUGCUUUGGCGAAUUUUUUUUUCUUUUGCCUUCUGUAUUUCCUUGGCUGUUGUGGACAUUUUGGAUUCCUUUUUAGUUUUAAUGUUCGUUUUUAAAAAUUUACCCAAAUACAAUUAUUAUUUUGAUAACUCUUUCCCCCGUUUAUUUUAGUAAUCGCUUUUUGUUUAUGUAUUGUCUGACUGGGCACUUUUUCAGCGAGACGCAAACUCUGAACAGUAAAGAACUUUUGAGGGGAUUGGUCUCGCGAAAGAAUGCGUCUGACUGAUUAGCUAGCCAGCUAGCUAGCUAGGUGUAAUUUAAGUGGAUGCUUGGAAGAAACAAACCUUGUCGGCCAGCGAAUUUAUACAGUUUAAAACGUUGGUGGAUUUAACCAUUUUCGGACUAUAUAUCAAAUGAGAAACUAAAUCGACACCGUUGUAUGAUAAGCACCUGUGCUGCUGUUGGGUCUCUCACCUGCCACCACUUGGGAUCCAGUAGCCCGGGUCAUAAAUGACAAGUGCCUGAGGAUGUCGAGCAAGCGGAACCUGUUUGUGCGGCUGGUGCCAUGCCGCUGCCUGCGGGGGGAGGAGGAGACGGUGACGUCACUGGACUACUCCCACUGCAGCCUGGAGGCAGUGCCUAAGGAGAUCUUCAGCUUCGAGAAGACCCUGGAGGAGCUCUAUCUGGACGCCAACCAGAUUGAGGAGCUGCCCAAACAACUGUUCAACUGCCAGAUGCUCCACCGGCUGAGCAUGCCAGACAACGACCUCACGGUGCUGCCCGCGGCCAUCGCCAACCUCAUCAAUCUCAAGGAGCUGGACGUCAGCAAAAACAGUAUCCAGGAGUUUCCAGAAAAUAUCAAGAACUGCAAAGUCCUGGCUAUUGUUGAAGCAAGUGUGAAUCCCAUCUCCAAGCUCCCAGAGGGUUUCACCCAGCUCCUCAGCCUGACACAGCUCUACCUGAACGACGCCUUCCUCGAGUUCCUACCAGCCAGCUUUGGCAGGUUGACUAAACUGCAGAUCCUGGAGCUGAGAGAGAACCAGUUAAAGAUGUUGCCAAAAAGCAUGCACAAGCUCACCCAGCUGGAGAGAUUGGACUUGGGGAGUAACGAGUUCACUGAAGUGCCUGAGGUAUUGGAGCAGCUCACUGGAAUCAAAGAGUUGUGGAUGGAUGGAAACAGACUGACAUUCCUACCAGGGAUGCUAGGCACUCUGAAGCAGCUGUCCUACCUUGACGUCUCCAAGAACAACCUGGAGAUGGUGGACGAGCAGAUUUGUGGCUGUGAGAGCCUGCAGGACCUACUGCUUUCUAACAAUGCACUCACACAGCUGCCCGGAUCCAUAGGCUCCUUGAAGAAACUAACCGCCCUAAAAGUGGACGAGAACCAGCUCAUGUAUCUGCCAGACUCCGUCGGAGGUCUAGCAGCCCUGGAUGAGCUUGACUGUAGUUUUAACGAGAUCGAGGCUCUGCCCUCCUCCAUUGGACAGUGUGUCAGCAUACGCACUUUUGCCGCAGACCACAACUUCCUCACACAGCUGCCCCCAGAGAUGGGCAGCUGGAAGAGUGCCACUGUGCUGUUCCUGCACUCCAACAAGCUGGAGUCUCUACCUGAGGAGAUGGGAGACAUGACCAAGCUCAAGGUCAUCAAUCUCAGCGACAACAAAUUGAGGAACCUUCCCUACAGCUUCACCAAGCUUAACCAGAUGACUGCUAUGUGGCUGUCUGAGAACCAGUCGAAGCCUCUCAUCCCUCUGCAGAAGGAGGAGGAUCCAGAGACCCACAAGACGGUUCUCACCAACUACAUGUUCCCCCAGCAGACCAGGACAGAGGACUGCAUCCCUAACUCUGACAGUGAGAGCUUCAACCCCUCUUUGUGGGAGGAGCAGAGGAAGCAGCGGGCCCAGGUGGCCUUCGAGUGUGACGAGGACAAGGAUGAGAGGGAGACGCCUCCGCGGGAGGGCAACCUGAAGCGCUACCCGACACCGUACCCAGAUGAGCUGAAGAACAUGGUGAAGACGGCCCAGUCUAUCGCUCACAGGCUGAAGGAGGACGAGUCGGGCGACGAGUCGGGGAAGGAUGCCAAACCUAAUGAGCGGAUCCAUGUGGGAGUGCAGGACGUGGGAGUCAAGGUGAUCGAGGCUCCCCGCGCCAAUGGCAAGCCAGUAGAGAUGGAGCCCAAAGCACCUGUCUGUGUCCAGGACUCCACAGUACCCCUGGAGACCUCUGAAUCCUACACCUCCCAGAAGACCUCACUCCGGACCUCGGACAAUACCAAGACCAUGAACCACGAGGACACUCUGGAGUCUUUUUCUCUGCAGGAUUCUGAGGAGCUUUCAUCUGAGGAGGAGAUGAAGAUGGCGGAGAUGAGACCUCCUCUCAUUGAGAUCUCCAUCAACCAGCCCAAAGUGGUGGCACUUAGUAAAGACAAAAAAGAUGACGGUAAAGACGCUGACUCGUUGCUGGACGAGACAGUGGCCAACAGCAAUCAGAACAACAGCAACUGUUCGUCCCCGUCACGCAUGUCGGACUCGGUGUCUCUGACCACGGACAGCAGUCAGGACAACUCCCUGUGCACCCCCGAGAGAGAGGCCAAGAUGCCCUUCCUGCCCAAGAGCAGGCAAGAGGAUGAGAACAUGAAUCAGCAGAAGGUAAGCACCCCUCUCCUCCAGAACGGCAACGGCCCAGACACUACCCUGCAGGCCCUCCUGAAGAACCAGCAGUCCUACGAGUCCAAGCCAGAGAAGAUUGUGGGGGACUACGACCUGUCCAUGGAGGAGAGGCUGGCCUUCAUCAAGAAGGGUAUCAACAACGGCAUGGGCGACAGCUACACCAAGUGGGACCAGAUCAACAUGAACGUGGCUAAGCUGCCGCUGCAGCCGGACAACAUGGGGGUCCAACUGGAUGACUGUCAGAAUGGCACGAGCACCAAGGAGGCCUUUCACCACUUGCCUCCGCCGUAUAACAACGAAAACUCUACGGCGCCCAUUACAGACCACUUGGAGAACGGCAACCAGAUGGGCGACCACUUUAACGGCCGCUCCAGCGAGGGAUUGGCCGUGUCGCCCAUGAGGUUAGACUCUGCCAUGUCUGUGGUGCGGACUGUUUCGGCGGGCGUGACGGCCAGCAGUGACAUGUCGCUGUCUCGCAGCACAGAGGAGCUGUCCCGGGUGGCCAAGGCUCAGAGCAUCACCAACAUCGAGACAGGGGAGAUGAAGCUGUACUCCUUGGACACUGAGGGGGGCUCCUACGAGGGUGGAGUAGUGGGCAGGAUGGCCGGAGCCUUACCGGGGGCCCAGGGUCAAAGCAUCGUCCGCAGCAAGUCAGCCUCCCUACUCAAUGACCAGCCCUUCCAGGUCUACCCCGGCUCCUCAGCCUCUUCCUCCGACCUGCUCUCCAGCUCCUCAAAGCCUCCUGUCAGCACUGGCCGCUACCCCGUCCCCUCAGGCAUGGCCAUGGGCCCGCCGCCUCAGUACAACGUCCAGUACACCAGCAGCGCCUUGCCCAAAGAAGGCCUGUGGACCCAUAGGACCCCCGUCCCCCCCGAUCAGGGCUACCUCCCUCCACCCCAGCACUCUCUGGCCAACACCAACUACUCCAACCGCAACCAGGCCCCUCCAUAUCCCCACCAGGCCCAGCAGAGAGGCCCGCCCAUGGGGCCCAAGCAGCCUGGUGACAUGUGGGCUAAGGAGAGACACCUGCCCCCCGGUGGUCAGCCACGGAGCAGCACCCUGCAGAGGCAGAGCAGCAGUUCCUCCACGGCCUCUAUGGGGGACCCCCGGCGCAUGCAGGUUACCGAGGGAGACUACAUGACGUACAGGGACAUCCACACCCUGGGCCGGGGGCCGCUGGCCAUAGCCCAGACCAUGCAGAGGCCUCUGUCGGCCCGCACCUACAGCAUCGACGGACCCUGUGCCCCCAGGCCUCACACCGCCAGGCCACAGCCCCAUGAGCUGCCCGAGAGGACCAUGUCGGUCAGCGACUUCAACUACCAGCACGUCAGCCCCAGUAAAAGGCCAAACGCCAGGGUGAAGUCUGAGCACUCGCUGUUGGACGGGCCAGGAGGACCGGGAGCAGGAGCAAGGGUACCAGUGGAUUGGAGAGACCAGGUGAUGCGCCACAUCGAGGCCAAGAAGAUGGAAAAGUACGCCCUGUCUCUGUCCUAUAAUUCCAAUUAUGCCCCGCUGAGCUGCUCUCACUACGGUAGCUCUAGGGACGUGCACCACACAGGCAGCCAAGGCUCUCUGGUCUUUAGUGCUGCCUCAGACGGACGGCCCUACGGAGCCCAGGGCAUCUGUGAUGAUGUGUUAGGUCCUCAAGGACAACAGGGCUACACCAUGGACACCCUCCGAAAAGUGCCUUUAAUGAAUGGUCAGUUGGGCGGUCCAGUGCGAGGCCAGAUGACGUCGUGCCAGGCGCCCAUGGCCCGCCACCCCUCCAGAGAGCAGCUCAUCGACUACCUGAUGCUUAAGGUCUCCCAUGGCCAGCAGCCCCAGGGACCCCCUCCGCCACGGGCCACUCAAGACACACUGCACCAGGAGAUGCGUGUGAAAGUGGAGAAGAACCCUGAGCUAGGGUUCAGUAUAUCAGGAGGAGUGGGAGGACGGGGAAACCCCUUUCGUCCGGACGAUAAUGGCAUCUUUGUGACGAGGGUCCAGCCUGAGGGACCUGUCUCAAAGAUCCUCCAGCCUGGAGACAAGAUCCUCCAGGCGAACGGAUACAGCUUUGUGAACAUUGACCACGGGAACGCCGUAGCCCUGCUGAAGACGUUUCCCACCACUGUGGAUAUGAUCAUCAUCCGAGAGGUGACAGCGUAGAGCGAGACAGACAGGACUGUGACCUCCGAUCCAGACGAAACCACACGAGAACUGAAUGUCCACUUCCUUCUUAUUUUUAUAUACAGAGGAGCCUGCUUUAUGGUGAAGAGAACCUUUAAGAGCUUUUGGGAUAACGGGGGCCGAACCACUGCAUCAAGUGGACUUGGGGGGAUAGCCCGGUUAUUUUUUACUCAGAGGACGCACCAGAGGAGGCGUGUGCUCCAAUGACACAGAGAUUUUGUAAAGACUGCUUUCUGUAAAGACUUGUUUUUCAAAGAAAAUAAUUCACCCUCAUCAUUGCAGUUUCUAGUUGCUGUAGUUGAGCAUUAACUGUAGUUGACCACUAGAGGACAGGGCUACCUCUCUUUAUCGCUCUCUGCUUACAUCCGAUUUGCCUUUAUUUUUAAGUCAUAUUAUUAUUUUUAAGAUGCUGAAACCACUUGUUUGACUUAGCCGAGAUGUGAUAUGGGGGACAAUGUUAUGUGCUUUCUUGUGGAGACAAAUGUAGUACUGGAUUGAGCUUUCGGGGAGUUUCUUUUAUCAAAUUUCCCCUCUGCCUACUUACAAUUGUGACAGUUUUUGGAACGAGUUCCAUACAUAGUGGAUAUUUCAGAAGGACAAUUUAUUUGCCUCUGCCUCCAUAGAACCUGUGAGCCACACUGCAUACAUCCAGUAUCUGUACUGUCCUCAUUUUAGUGUAGGAGCAGUUUCAGUAGCCUCCAUGGCACCACUGGCUUGAAAUAUCCCUCACUCACCUCUCAACUCCUACUCCUGAGCAAAUCCUCCGUCACUGAAUCAACCACCCCGAGUGCCCACUACUUGGAUGCUGUAAAACGCUCUUUGUAUGUGAAAUGGAAUUGGGACUGGAAUAUGGAACAGAUCAUGAGAGAGGAUGCCUUUGCUUGGCCUUAGUUAGCCUAGCCAGAAUGUGAUGUGAGAAUGGGUCAGAAGGCGGCGUGGUAAAGGUAGGUAAGCUAAGCAUGUGUGGAGACCAUGGCCAGUAUUCAUUAUGCUGAUUUUGUUGCGAAACAUUUCUUAAACGGAAGCAAACUCAACGAAACAGGGAGGGACCUAGCUAAGAGUGUCCAAUAUAAACUGUUGUUUUAGUUCCAAAAGGUUCAGUUUUGCAACUGUUUGGACGAAUGAUUACACCCCAUGUGUUGGAGGUGCUGCUGGGAGUGACACCCUAUUCCCCAUAGAGCACGCUACAUACUAGUGGUAAACUGUAUACAACGGAUAUAGGUUGUCAUUUCAGAUGCAGCCUGUGUCAGACUCUGAGCAGGCCUGGUCUCUGUGCCCCUUUCACUCAUGUUGGUAAGACUAUAAAGGGCUUCUCCCUGAAGGCAGCCAUUGGUGACUAGAAAACACUCUCAUAUGCUUUCAGAUUGAAAAGGGGUUUCUGUCUAACAUUUUUUUUAAGUGGCGGAAAAUUACAUUUUGCCUUUGUGUGUAAAAUAACAUUUUUAGACAUCAUGCGUCAUCUCUUUUUGUGUUGAGAUAGUGUUUCAUAUAUGGACUCUUUGCUCUAUGCUGGAUCAAAUGAACUAGAGGUGAAGUUGUCAAGUGCCAUAGACCUUGAACUGUUAGAACAAGGGGAGGGAAGGAGUGACUACCCUGACCCUCAAGCAAUAUUCACAUACUUUGUUUCUCAACAAACUAAACGCUCUCCUCUUGAGUACACGCCGUGUGAUUUGUCAUAAUGGUUUAAUAGCAAUAGGAUUGGUUUUCAUUUAGAAAGACAUCCAAUUGCAUUUUUAAUAACCUGUAAUAAAAUAUUGUUACACAGGAUUUAUAUUGUGAAUAUUUUUUAAAUAAAAACAUAUCUUUAGCAAAGAAACCAACAUUUUAGUCUGCAUUGUAUAAUAGUGAAUGGUCUUGUGGCACUCUGCCCUUACAAAUGAGUUGCUAGUUUUCCCAAGCUUGACUGCACCAAAAACUGUUCAAACCAGCUUGUUAUGUUGUGCAAACAUGACUCACUUUUACACCAGUGUAAAAUGAAGUCAAUCAGAGCUGCAAAGGCAUCAAAAAAAAAACGGUCAUUUGUAUUGUUUAAUUGAAUUGUCAAAUUAUAAAAAUGCUUUUUAAAGCUACUCUGCUAUGUCCACUCAGUGUGAUCAAAAGUUUAUAGAUGUAUGUGUUGUUUGCAUGAAAUCAACCUAUGAAUUGUCUAUUUUGUGAGUUAAUCCAUGAAAAAAGUUACGUAUUUCCUACAGAAACUAAAAUGAUCCAAUUCAAAGAUAUCUACAAGUUAUGGCCCCAGUGAAAUUUGUUUACAAAUUGAUUGUAAUGCAAACACUGAAUUGUGACUGAGCAUAUAUAAAGUUAUGACAUUGUAAUUUAUGUCAUCCCAAUACCUAACAAAUUUGUAAAUGUAUAGUCCUGUAUGACUCAGUUGGUAGAGCAUGGUGCUUGUAUCGCAAGGGUUGUGGGUUUGAUUCCCGGGACUACCCAUAUGUAAAAUCAAUGCAUGCAUGAAUGUAAGUCGCUUUGGAUAAAAGUGUCUGCUAAAUUGCAUAUAUUGAAUAUUACAAAUUUUAAAUGGUAUGUAAUCUACUGUACCUGACCUGUAUGUAUUCAAUUACUUCAUGCAUACAGUUUAAGAUUAUGGUACUGUCAACUUGUGACUUGAAUGGAAAACACUGUAUCAAUGACGUUUGCUCCCCUCUUUUCCAUUUUGAAUUCCAACUGAACAUUGCGCCCAACUGAAACUGUCCUAGUUUUUUAAUCAACUGCAGCCCCAGUGGCACGCUCAUAAUAACUGCAGAUAUUUUUGUCAUUGGUCAAUGUUCGCCUCAAGCGGUAACAUUUAAGACUUCUCCUGCAUUUUCCCCUCUCAAGAUUAGUUUAAGAAACAUUGUAAUAGUUUUUUAUGCUGUUUUGUUGUGGACACUGUUCUUUUACUUUUUGAUCUGGGAAUAAGAACAAUCUAAUGAUUGUCAAGGUCAUAUUUGUUUUAUAUUCGUGGCAAAAGAAGGAAAAUAACUGUCCAAUAGACGGUAGACAAUCUGGGACUAAGACCUCGGGGCUCACCUGUUUUCCAUAUCGAACAACAACUGGUCUCUUCACACCUUGUUUUUAUUUAUUUAGCACAUUUUCCUGUGACUUUUUAGACAUUACUAAUCAAAAUGUAAAUACUUUAAAAAAGUUAAGAAAUGAAUUAAUCAUGGCAUUAGUCACUCUGAGUUUGUAAAACUAGCAAUAAGUUGCAAUGCAUACACAACCCUUUUAAUGUAUAGCUAUUUCAAAGGUUUCUCUGGAAACAGCUACAGUAAGAUGAUUGAGAUGCAUUUAUUCAACAUUCCUGAUUUUGUAUAAAAUUAUACUGUUUCUGAGGUAACCUGUGGAAAACAAUAAAUAAACUAAUGCUCUUUAAAA